This is a messenger RNA of Phytophthora megakarya, 1077 nucleotides long. The record is from the annotation of a GenBank genome assembly. NCBI's taxonomy places the organism in Eukaryota, Oomycota, Peronosporomycetes, Peronosporales, Peronosporaceae.
AUGGACGCAGAGGAGACGCAGGCCGAGGAUAGUCAAUUGACUGGGGGCGAGCGCGAUAGGUGGGCGAGGGCGAAGAACGCUUUCACUAUGCUGAAGGCGAAGAUCAUUGCAACACCGGUCCUGAAGCACUUCGACCCGGAACGUACUCCAGUUGUUGUGCUCUACGCGAGCAAGUGGGCCAUAUCUGCAGCAUUGAUGCAGGAGCACGAAGGUGUGUACCAUCCGGUGACUCUCACUAGUCGCACGUUGAAGGCAAACGAGCUCAACUAUGGAGUGGUGGACAAGGAGGUAUUGCCGCUUUUGCGAAUCUUGGACGUCUGUUACUCGCAGCUGGUUACCAGAUGGAUCAAGGUCUUGUCACGAUUCUCGGCAUUGGCCUGUUUGCUCAAGUCGAACGGGUUCGACGGCCGACUGGGUAGGUGGGCAGCGCUGCUAUCAGGGUGGACGUUGGAAGUCACCAAAUGUGUGAAGGGUGAAGACGAAAUCCUUGGAACAAUCGCAGCUAGCAUCACUCCCCGAGCUGAUGUCGACGAAGCCCUAGUCGCGAUAGCACCCAAGAAACAGCCACGGAAAAUGAUCACCAUGCCUUCACCAACGAUCGAACCAGAAGAGAACCUCUGGGUGGUGAGUUUCGACGGGUCUACGCGGGUGAAACGCAGCGGCGAUGCGUAUAGUGCAGUCGUGUGGAAACUCCCGGAGUGGACGGUGGUGGAAGCCAUGUCGGAGUACAUGCCGGACUUGACAGUGAACGAGGCGGAAUAUCGUGGACUGAUUUUUGGUUUUGAUUUGCUCUCGACCUUGGCCAGGGGGCGCGUCGUAAUUUGUGGAGACUUGAACUUGGUUAUUCGUCAGAUGCAGGGUGAGAUGGACUGCAAAGCACCAGGACUGCAACGGCUCCGACAGAAGGCGUUGAACCGGCUACGGUCGUGGCCGAAGCACGAGUUCCUUCACGUGCAGCGUGAAUGGAAUCGGAGUGCGGACAAGUUGGCAAGUGCUUCACUGCAACGAGAAGAAGGCGAAAUAGUCACCUCAGAAGACGAUCGCCAGGACUUGAUCACCCUCAACCGACUGACGUAA